AAGAAACCCGUCAAGCUGGCUCCGUCUACGACGGACUCCACUACAGAACUUCCUUUACAACCCGGUCCGGUCCGCAGAUACAUAUCGACAACGCUGGGGCCGCAGACAAUGGCCAAUCGCCGUGUUUCCUCGGGUAAGGAGAUGGGGCUCGUUGUGCUGUUGGCGCUGUUCAGCGCCGUGAUUCGGCUCCGCAGCCUCGAUUUCCCCGACUCGGUGGUGUUCGACGAGGUGCAUUUUGGCGGAUUCGCGAGAAAAUACAUUCUGGGCCGCUUUUUCAUGGACGUCCAUCCUCCUCUGGCCAAGCUGUUAUUUGCGGCGGUGGGUGCCCUUGGGGGAUUUAAUGGCAAGUUUGAAUUUGCCGAAAUCGGCGACAAGUUCCCCGACGACGUGCCGUAUGUUCUCAUGAGACAGAUGAGCGCCUUGUUGAGCGUCGGCACCGUGGUCCUCAUGUACUUGACUCUCAGGACCACCGGCUGCAAGCCACUGGUUUCCUUCCUGACGUCGUCGUUGCUGGUGCUCGAGAGUGCGAAUGCCACCAUCUCGCGUUUUAUUCUGCUCGACUCGCCGCUGCUCUUCUUCAUUGCCGCCGCCACCUACGCCAGCUCCAAGCUCAACAUUGAAACUCCAUUCACUCUCAACUGGUGGAAAUCUUUGGUGCUGACCGGCGUCGGUCUGGGCCUUGCCUCGUCCUCCAAAUGGGUCGGCUUCUUUACUGUUGCGUGGGUGGGCGUCUGCUGUGCGAUCAAGCUCUGGUUCGCGGUCGGAGACCUCAGACUGUCGGCCAAAAACAUCGCCUCUCAGACCGUCACCAAGUUAACGGUCCUGCUUGGACUUCCGGCCAUCAUCUACCUGGCUUCAUUUGCCAUCCAUCUCUCGUUGCUGCCCUACGAGGGUGACGGGGCUGCGUUCCUGUCAUCUGCGUUCAGAACUUCGUUCAAAGACACUACUGUUCCCAAAACCACUCUCGCAGACGUUGGUAUCGGCUCUGUCGUCACCUUGAGACACGUGAAUACCAAUGGCGGAUACCUACACUCCCACAACCAUCUGUACGAAGGAGGCUCUGGGCAACAGCAGAUCACGCUGUACCCACACCUUGACGACAACAACAAGUGGCUUGUUGAGCUGUACAAUGCUACCGAGGAGCCAACAGCUUUCGAGCCGCUGACCGACGGAACCAAGAUCAGACUGAAGCAUUUGUUGACACACAGAAGACUGCACUCUCACGAUAUCCGACCAUCUGUUUCUGAGAUUGAUUGGCAAAACGAGGCCUCGUGCUACGGGUACGAGGGCUUUGAAGGCGACCCGAACGACGACUUUAUUGUCGAGAUCGUUAAAGACAAGUCUGUUCCGGGAAAAGCGCAGGAGACGGUCAAGGCCAUAGACACCAUUUUCAGGCUCAGACACGCCAUGACUGGCUGCUAUCUGUUCUCGCACGAGACCAAGCUGCCUAAAUGGGGCUUCGAACAACAGGAGGUCACGUGCGCAGGCCAGGGAAUCAAGCCGCUCUCGUACUGGUACAUUGAGCAGAACGAGAACCGGUUCCUGGACCCAGCGACUGCAGAGAAGGUUUCCUACAAGGAGCUGUCUUUCCUGCAAAAAAUGGCAGAGCUGCACAGCAGAAUGUGGAAGAUCAACAGGGGGCUUAAGGCACCCCAUGCGUUCGAGUCGAGACCGGAGUCAUGGCCAUUUUUGCAGCGCGGCAUCUCGUACUGGAAACAGGGCGACAGACAGGUGUACUUGCUUGGAAACCCUAUUGUUUGGUGGCUGUCGUCGUUUUUGUUUGUUCCCUUCGGCCUUUUCGUCGUCUACCACGUGCUGAGAUGGCAGCUGGGCUACCCGCUUCCAGAAAGCUCUGUUGUUUUCAACUACUCUCUCAACACAUUGCAAUUUCUUCUGGGCUGGUUCAUCCACUACUAUCCUUCGUUCCUCAUGGACAGACAACUGUUUUUGCACCAUUAUCUGCCUGCCCUAUACUUUGGCAUUUUGACCUUGGGCCAGUCGUUUGAGGUGAUCUACUCUGCCGUGUUGAAAAAGAGAAAAUCCGUGGCUAUCGUGCUGUUCCUUGCUGUCUUUGCAGCCGCUGCCCAUAUGUUUGUGAAGAGAUCGCCGAUCGUGUACGGCUCCUCAUGGACCAAGUCGGCCUGCGAGGCGGCCAGGAUGCUCAACUGGGACUUCGACUGCAGAAUCUAUCCAGAAGAGCUGCCGCAGACAGCCGGCCUCAAAGAUGAGCUCUAGGUAUAUAAAAGAUAAAACACGUCAAUAUUUGUUCAUUAGACACAAAUGCAUUUAGUGCGAGUCCGACUCGUCAAUGAGCGUCCGCAGCUGGCGGAUGUCGGCUGGCCCCGUGCGACAGCACCCGCCCACAAUGCCCACGCGCUUGUACUGCAGACACUGCUUCACGGCCUCGACAAAAUGGCUCGGCUCGCCCGACCAUGUCUUUGUCGUGUCGUCGUACACCUCGCCGGAGUUCGGAUACAGCACGAUUCGCGCGUUUCGCAGGUUCUGCGAGUUCGAGAGCUGACGGUCGAGCUCUUCCACCACUGGCAAAGCCACCCUUACACCGCAGCAGUUGACACCGACGGCGACGAGAUUGCGGUCGUAAUGGCUGUCUAGCCAGCUGACGACGUGGGCGAGCGGCGUGCCGUCAACGAGCGCCGUCUCGCGCACGCUGAGACUCAGAUACCACGGUUUUUCUUGUGUGCUGGCCAGCUCCGCCAGAACCCUUAUUUCCUGGAAUGACGGAAUGGUUUCAAGCGCCAGAACAUCCACGUCGGACGAUUGGGCAAGAAAACGAAAGCGACCUUCGUGGAACGCGCGCAACUGUGCGUCGGUAACAGAGCCGUAGUUCCCCGUGUAUUCGGACCCGUCAGCAAGAUACGCACCGUAAGGCCCUAUCGAGCCGGCGAUCUUGACGCCGGCAUCGCCCUCGUACUCGCGUCGUGCCUGUGCACAGAGGCCUACAGCUUGUGUGUACACCGCAUGUGGGUCCUGGUGGUUUUGCUCAAUGUUGGCGUCGCACAGCUGAUAUGUUGCCGUUAACACAAUAUUGGCACCGCUCCGCAUGUAGUCGAGAUGAAUCGCCCUGACCGUGUCUGCGGAGUCCAGUACUGCGCGGCCGGACCACAGGCAACCCGAGACGUCGACGCCGCGCUUCUCAAGUUCGGUCCCUAGCGCUCCGUCCAGAAGCAGCAUGGA
Messenger RNA from Ogataea polymorpha, 3195 nucleotides. Its product is annotated as dolichyl phosphate-mannose:protein O-mannosyltransferase. NCBI's taxonomy places the organism in Eukaryota, Fungi, Ascomycota, Pichiomycetes, Pichiales, Pichiaceae. The transcript has a single exon. Gene Ontology annotation, biological process: protein O-linked glycosylation via mannose. Gene Ontology annotation, molecular function: dolichyl-phosphate-mannose-protein mannosyltransferase activity. Gene Ontology annotation, cellular component: membrane; endoplasmic reticulum. The record is from RefSeq and is a predicted model, not a curated record. Bases 142 to 2235 code for a protein of 697 amino acids.